Molecule: messenger RNA, 1770 nt
Organism: Penicillium macrosclerotiorum
Lineage: Eukaryota; Fungi; Ascomycota; Eurotiomycetes; Eurotiales; Aspergillaceae
Exons: 1
Coding region: 1-1770 (589 amino acids)
Biological process (GO): transmembrane transport; amino acid transport
Cellular component (GO): membrane
Molecular function (GO): transmembrane transporter activity
Source: RefSeq, a predicted model, not a curated record
AUGGCCGAUUUAAGGGCCGACCUUCGUGGUCUUGAGUCGACCGAUGACCAAGCCCUGGCACGGUUAGGCAAGAAACAGGUGCUGAAGCGCCGAUUCGGCUUCUUCUCCAUCGUCGGGUUUGCCAUGGCGGAGCUGAUCACUUGGGAGACCGUGCUCACCUUGUUCUACGAGUCGUUUGAGAAUGGUGGCCCCGCUGGUGCCUUCUAUGGUUAUAUCAUUGCCUGUCUCUCGACUUUAUCGACUUACACGGUCAUUGCUGAGCUCGCCUCCAUGGCCCCUAUUGCCGGUGGCCAGUACUACUGGGUGUACAUGCUGGCGCCGAUGCGUUGGAAGAAAGUUUCCAGCUAUUUGAUCGGCUGGUUGACCUCAUUGGCCUGGAUCGCGACUAUCGCCACCGAGACCAUCUUCCUGGGGACCAUGAUCGAAGGUCUCAUCACCUUGAACAACCCGGAUUUCGUCCAGCAGCGCUGGCAGAAUACCCUGUUGGCCUGGGCCAGCGUUGCGGGGACCUUUUUCAUUAACGUGGUGCUGCCCAAUACGCUUCCUCGUCUAGAGAUUGCCAUCUUGGUCUUGCAUUUGGUUGGUUUCAUCGGCAUCACGGCUACUCUGCUCGCCAUGUCUCCCAAGAAGUCGGCCCACUUUGUUUUCCAUACCUCCUUGAAUGAAGGAGGCUGGCCCACCCAGGGUAUAUCCUACUGCGUGGGCUUCAUUGGCAACAUCGCCACCUUUGUCGGCGCCGAUGCCAGUGUUCAUAUGGCUGAGGAGGUUGCCAAUGCCGCUGUGGUGAUCCCCCGUGCGAUCAUCACCGGCAUGACCCUCAACAGCGCCCUGGGAUUCUCGAUGAUGUUGACGGUGUUGUUUUGCCUGGGCGAUGUGAAAUCGGUCCUGGACUCCGCCACAGGGUUUCCCUUCAUUCAGAUCUUCUACGACAGUACCCAUUCAUAUGCCGGCGCAUCCGUGAUGACGGCGGUCAUCAUGGUGCUGACCAUGGCCUGCUCGAUCGGCAUUACGGCCACCGCGUCUCGUAUGACCUGGUCUUUCGCCCGAGAUCAGGGUCUGCCCUUCUCCCGCUUCCUGAAGCAGGUGAACCAUCGCACCAAAAUUCCCAUCGUAUCUGUCCUCGUAGUCUGUGGAUUGGCCUGCGCCCUGACGCUCAUCUAUAUCGGCUCCACUACGGCCUUCAAUGACGUUAUUUCUCUGACUGUCACCGGCUUCUACAGCACCUACUUCAUCCCCAGCGCGUUUCUUCUCUACCACCGCAUCAAAGGCCAUAUCCUGCCCCAUGGCACCAUGAUGGACGGUCUCCCGGAUGCUGCCGCUAUCGCCAGCACCACUACUGACGAAAAGCAUGCUGCCCCCGUGCGCCCUAAAAGCCCCGUGAAUAAGGACCGUCUCCCCAGCCCUGGCCCUGCAUCCAGCCCCGAACGCGACCUGCCCGAGACCAAGCGUGCCCAGCCCACGGAAUUCGACAUCGCCCAGGCCCCCCUGAUCUGGGGGCCCUGGAAGGUGCCUGGCAUCCUUGGCACCAUUAACAAUGCGUACGCCUGUGUGUAUAUGUUAUUUGUUAUCUUCUGGAGCGUGUGGCCUCCGUCGACUCCCGUGGACUACACAACCAUGAACUACAGUAUCGUCGUCACGGCGGGCGUGCUGAUCCUCAGUGGGAUCUGGUACUUUGUCCGUGCUCGCAAAGAGUAUUCGGGCCCGCUGAUUGACGAGGAGGUUGCUGAAAUCAUGCAUCUUACCCCCGCAGCGAUCCCGAAAACCGACUAG